AUGUACUUUGACUACACAACUGCCAGGAUCCUGGUAAUGGAGUGGGUCGAGGGCACGCGCCUGCGCUCCGCGAGCCGCCAGCGGCGCGCCCCCGACGGCUCCUUUGUGUCUGACGCGGCGCGAGAGGAGGCGGCGGAGGACCUGCGGCUGGUGGAGGUUGGCGUGAGGUGCAGCCUGGAGCAAAUGCUGGAGCAGGGCUUCUACCAUGCGGACCCCCACCCAGGCAACCUGCUGAAGACCCCCGACGGCCGCCUGGCGUACCUGGAUUUCGGUGGGCAUGAUGGGCACGAUUGA
Monoraphidium neglectum is the source of this 294-nucleotide messenger RNA. Its product is annotated as putative aarF domain-containing protein kinase. The record is from RefSeq and is a predicted model, not a curated record. Lineage: Eukaryota; Viridiplantae; Chlorophyta; Chlorophyceae; Sphaeropleales; Selenastraceae. Bases 1 to 294 code for a protein of 97 amino acids. Gene Ontology annotation, molecular function: ATP binding; protein kinase activity. Gene Ontology annotation, biological process: protein phosphorylation. The transcript is spliced from 4 exons.